AUGCGUUUGCAGGUUGAUGCUGGUGGCGGUACACUGCCUUCUGGCUGCGACGAUGGUUCUGCAGCAGCAGCAGCAGCAGCAGGAGACCCAUCAGCAGCAGGAGCAGCAGGCGGAGUGCAGUCGAUGCUGGUGGCGGUACACUGCCUUCUGGCUGCGACGACGGUUCUGCAGCAGCAGCAGCAGGAGGAGGCCCAUCAGCAGCAGCAGCAGCAGGAGGCGGAGAGCAGUGUGCAUCAUCAUCAUCAGCAGCAGCAGCAGGAGCAGCAGCAGCAGCAGCAGCAGCAGCAGCAGCAACAGAUUUAA
Molecule: messenger RNA, 303 nt
Organism: Eimeria mitis
Lineage: Eukaryota; Apicomplexa; Conoidasida; Eucoccidiorida; Eimeriidae
Exons: 2
Coding region: 1-303 (100 amino acids)
Source: RefSeq, a predicted model, not a curated record